Penicillium atrosanguineum is the source of this 945-nucleotide messenger RNA. Its product is annotated as PARP-type zinc finger-containing protein. The record is from RefSeq and is a predicted model, not a curated record. Gene Ontology annotation, molecular function: DNA binding; zinc ion binding. Bases 1 to 945 code for a protein of 314 amino acids. Lineage: Eukaryota; Fungi; Ascomycota; Eurotiomycetes; Eurotiales; Aspergillaceae. The transcript is spliced from 5 exons.
AUGGGAAGUUACCGCUUCGAGCUAUCUAAUGGCCGUGCUGGCUGUCAGAACAAGGAGUGCAAGGAAAACGCCGUCAAAAUCCCCAAGGGUGAGCUUCGCGUUGGAUCUUGGGUCGAAAGUGAAAAGUUCCAGUCCUAUCAGUGGCGCCACUGGGGCUGCACCACGCCAAAGGUGAUUGAGAACAUCGCCAAUGCCUGGGAGGAGAUGCGUUCCAAUGAAACCGACUACGAUGUGCUCGAUGGCUACGAGGAUCUGCCCGAUGCUUUGCAGUUGAAAAUUCGCACUGCCCUGGCCGAGGGUCACGUCGCUGAUGAUGAUUGGAAGGGCGAUGUCGAGGUUAACCGCCCUGGCUGCACUGGAUUCCGCAAACGCGCGCCCCGCGGCAAGAAUGUCAAGGCAGAGAAGGUUUCUCACGAUCAGCCGAUGCCCACCGUCGAGGGCUCUGACGCUAAUGAUGACGUCGAACCCUCAGGGAAGCCGAAGCCCAAGCCGAAGAAGGCUGCCGCAAAAGCUGUCGCCGAGUCUAGCAAUGACGCCGAUGCCUCUGAGAAGGCUAAGCCCAAGACUAAGAGGGCCCCUCGCACCAAGAAAGCAGCCGUCAAGGAGGAUUCCGAGGCUAGUAGUGAUCACGAAGUGGAAGAGCGGAAGCCUGCUGCCAAUAUAAAGAAGCCUCGUGCCAAGAACACCGCUGCCGAUGCGGACCCUGAUGCGGAGCUCAAGAAGCGCGGCCGUCCCUCCAAGAAGCCUGCCACUGAUGCUCCUGCUCAGCCCGCCAAAAAGGGCACAAAGCGCAAGACUUCCGGCGAAGAGACCCAGGACGCCGAGCCCGAGAAGCCCAAGCGUGGUCGUGGCAAGGCCGCCAAGACCAACUCUGCCCAUGAUGAUACUGAGACUUCUGUCCCCGCCAAGCCCAAGCGUGGCCGGAAGAAGGCUUCCUCGGAUUAA